Messenger RNA from Mesorhabditis spiculigera, 474 nucleotides. The record is from the annotation of a GenBank genome assembly. NCBI's taxonomy places the organism in Eukaryota, Metazoa, Nematoda, Chromadorea, Rhabditida, Rhabditidae.
AUGCAGAGUUUCAAACCGUCGGCGGAGGCGGCCGCAGUGCCGGUGAAAAAGGCGACUGGGGGGGAGCAGCAAGACCUUUCCGAUGACUGGGUCAGAUCGACUACUACGCAGACCUUCAAGGUCUCGGCGGAGGCGAUCGAAGCUCCGAAGUCCGGUGUGGUCGAAAAACCCCAGCAAGGCGCCUCGAGUGACUUUGGAAAUUCAGAUACCUUGAAGACCUUCAAGGUCUCGGCGGAGGCGAUCGAAGCUCCGAAGUCCGGUGUGGUCGAAAAACCUCGGCAAGGCGCCUCGAGUGACUUUGGAAAUUCAGAUACCUUGAAGUCGAUCGAGCGGAAGAAGCACAAGCGCGGCGUGCGGGUGACCAUUGACGUGAGCCGGCGCUGGUUCGCCAACCCCGACGACCAGGCGUUCAAGGGACUCCACAUGGUCAUCGACUGCCCCAAUUAUGAGCCGACGGCUGGCCGCGACGUGCUG